AAAAAAAAAAAAAAAAAAAGACCCAGCAGCGGAGAGAAACAGUGAUCAGAGUCCCAUUUAUCUGUUCUCUGCAGUCUGUCUGAGAAACUCUGCUGGACAACAAGAAUCUGAAGAUUGGACGGGAACUGACUCUCGUGGAAUCUUUUCGCUGCAAGACCAAAUAACAGGGUCUGCAAGAUGGCCUCCCUGUUUGAGCGUGUUAGCAAGAAUCUGGUCAAAGAGCUUGGAGACAAAGACCUGAAGCCUGUCAAAUCCCCGCUGGACACCAACAAAUUCCGGCAGUUUGCACUAUUACGGAAGAAGAGGAAGACUCGCACAGAGUUCUGGGAAAAACCUGAUGUUUCAGCGGAAUGCUCUCUCAUGGACAUCCUGGAACCAAGUUCUCUAGUCCCAGAAACUGUGGUGACAGGACCGUUCCACUUCAAAGACAAAGUAAUUGCGAUGGAGAGCGUGCACAUGGAUGUGACUGCUGGGCUAGAAGUGAGUGUGCUGGGGGAAGCUGCUCAGUCCCAUGGAUCCUCCCUUGAGUUUCGGUCUGUUGCCAUCCCCCCCACCACGUGGGAAGGCCUCCAGAAGAGGAAAGUGCUGGAGAAAAAGCUGGUGAAGUAUCGGGAUGCAGGGCAAAACCUCUAUGUGGUGACAGAGGCUGUGGAGCUUAUCAACGGAACUGUGCUGCAGGACAAGAGCAGCAUAACCGCGCUGGGGAAAUUCCUUCUCCCUUGGACCACCUAUGUCCAGAGCAAAGUGGAGGGAGGCAGAGUGAGAGACACGACACUGAUGCUGCCCUCCGGCACGGUGAUGGCCUAUAAGAAGAAGCAGCUGGUUUUCCAGGAGCCCGGCUGGGACAUUCUCCUCAUCCCCGAUGAGAGGCAGGAGACCUUCCCGGACGAAUUCCAAGAGAGAACAUUGGUGCUAUCAGACACCCGAAGAGGCCCCAUCCUUCCAGUGGGAAGAAUCGACCUGCCCAAAUCCCAAGAUUUCCAGUACCUACAAGAGGAGAUUUCCUGGGAAACGGAGGCACUGGCCCAGCUCUCGAAGGACAGUCAGAAUGAUGUUUUCCAUACUAUCCUCAAGAACCUGAAGCUCAAGGACCGAGGGACCCUGCAGGACCUCAUGGACAUGCUGGAUCGGGACCCCUUGGGCCCUGUGGACAGCUCUGGUGGCACCUUCCUAAGUAAGAUGCAAGAGGACCCAAGGAAUCCAUGGCUCCAGUCAAGGUCCCACAUCAUGUACCUCCUUGAGGCCAUAGUGGCGCUGAGUGACACUCAACAUGAGCUGCUGGCCUGGUCCAUGGAGAAGAGGAUCUUGCUCCAGCAGCGGGAGCUGGUGAGGAGCAUCCUGGAGCCCAACUUCAGAUACCCCUGGAGCAUCCCCGUCCGCCUGCAGCCCGAGCUCCUCGCCCAGCUGCAGGAGGAAGGGGUGGCCAUCACCUUUGCCCUGCUGGAGGAGUGUGGCCUGCGGGUGGAGCCCGGCAACCUCAAGGCGACCUGGGACCUGGAGGUCAAGAAGCCCCUGUGUGCCCUGUACGCGGCCCUCUCGGGGCUGCAGCAGCUCGUUGUGGCCUGAGCCCCCCCUGGGGCGUUCCAUCCAGAGGCCUGGCCCCCUAGUCUGUGCUAUGAGCAUCCUGGGUGCUCGGGCACCCGAGGCCACGCCUCUCUGUCCUUCCAGUUCAGGUGGGCAGGGACCAACGAAGACUCCAGGGGACGUGCUGGGGUGAUGGGAACACUCUGCAUCUUGCGAGAACUUUAAGCAUUUGUCAAAACCCAACAAAGAGCAUCAAAAUAGCACCUAGUGCACUCUCGGGAGACAUGUUUCUACAAUCUCGUCUUAGCCUCUCUGCUUCUGUUUUCUCUGCUGAAAACUCCAUCUUGUCCUGCUUUACUUUACCCCAUAGUCCUGCUUGAAAAACAGUCGCUGUGCUGGUAAAUGCCUUAAGCUUAAGAACAAAGUUAUUCAUAGGGUCAGCUGAAUGAGGGCAAAAUGUGUUGGCCUAGGCACGCUGGACCUGUGCAGAUAGGAAACGGCAGAAUGCGUCCUCUUAAGAAUAAGAGGAAGACGAGCCUCGUGACCCCAAGGGGUUUAUGAGGGGUCGUUAGCUGGAUAUGCAUCAGCAAGGAGAAUUGAGGUGCCAACCUAGGCAUGCCGGGCUGCUGCAGAUAGGCACAACCUCUGCAGAAGCACAACGGUGAUUCUCUAGAUGCUAUGCAGAGAGAGCUGCCGCCAAGCUUCCUGAAUGCUACUGACGGUUAAAUGCCUAAAAGUCAGAAUAAAAGUUUAACCAACUACUGGCUAUGUGACUUUUAAAAUAAUAAUUAAAAAAAACCCCUAUAUCCUGCACCUAUAGCCCCCUCCUCGCUUGAUGGAAUCCUGAAGAGCAGAAUAAAAGCAGUCUGGUUUCUUGAGGUGGCGCUCUUGGUCCCUGAGACCUUGAGUCCCCUGGUUCCCACCUUUAGUUAAGAUAAAUGUCUCUGAAAAGAAUAAAAUUAGAACACUCCCUAACACCAUACACAAAAAUAAACUCAAAAUGGAUUAAAGACCUAGAUAUAAGGCCAGAUACUAUAAACCUCUUAGAGGAAAACAUAGGCCAAACAUUCUCUGACAUAAACCACAGCAACAUCUUCUCAGAUCCACCUCUUGAGAGUCAUGACAGUAAAAACAAAAAUAAGCAAAUGGGACCUGGAGUUCCCGUCGUGGCACAGUGGUUAACAAAUCCGACUAGGAACCAUGAGGUUGCGGGUUCAAUCCCCGCCCUUGCUCAGCGGGUUAAGGAGCCGGCGUUGCCGUGAGCUGUGGUGUAGGUCACAGACUCGGCUCAGAUCCCGUGUUGCUGUGGCUCUGGUGUAGGCCGGUGGCUACAGCUCCGAUUAGACCCCUAGCCUGGGGACCUCCAUAUGCCGCGGGAGCGGCCCAAGAAACGGC
Molecule: messenger RNA, 2919 nt
Organism: Sus scrofa (pig)
Lineage: Eukaryota; Metazoa; Chordata; Mammalia; Artiodactyla; Suidae
Product: gasdermin-C
Biological process (GO): pyroptotic inflammatory response; defense response to bacterium
Molecular function (GO): phosphatidylinositol-4-phosphate binding; phosphatidylserine binding; phosphatidylinositol-4,5-bisphosphate binding
Source: RefSeq, a predicted model, not a curated record